Messenger RNA from Chionomys nivalis (European snow vole), 1774 nucleotides. RefSeq names its product solute carrier family 35 member B3 (gene Slc35b3). NCBI's taxonomy places the organism in Eukaryota, Metazoa, Chordata, Mammalia, Rodentia, Cricetidae. The record is from RefSeq and is a predicted model, not a curated record. Gene Ontology annotation, cellular component: Golgi membrane; endoplasmic reticulum membrane. The coding region runs from base 173 to 1282 and encodes 369 amino acids. The transcript is spliced from 10 exons. Gene Ontology annotation, molecular function: 3'-phosphoadenosine 5'-phosphosulfate transmembrane transporter activity. Gene Ontology annotation, biological process: transmembrane transport.
GCGGGGUCUGGCGGUGUGAAGACCUUCCGGGAAGGUGGCGGCCGCGGUGGCCAGCCCGGGAGCAGGAUCGGAGGCGGCGGAGGAGGCCCAGUCAGCAAAGGAAAAACGGGACCUGGCAUUGGAAACCAGCAAAGACAAGGUUGCAGACCUUGAAUGUGGCAAAGCAAAAACAAUGGACCUCAAGUUCAACAACUCCAGGAAGUAUGUCUCCAUCACUGUGCCCUCCAAAACCCAGACAAUGUCACCACACAUCAAGUCAGUUGAUGACAUUGUGGUGCUGGGCAUGAACCUCAGCAAGUUUAACAAGCUCACACAGUUUUUCAUAUGUGUUGCUGGAGUUUUUGUAUUUUACCUAAUUUAUGGAUACUUACAGGAGUUGAUAUUUUCAAUGGAAGGCUUUAAGCCCUAUGGCUGGUACCUUACUUUAGUACAGUUUGCAUUUUACUCCAUAUUUGGCCUCAUAGAACUUCAGCUCAUUCAAGACAAAAGGAGAAGAAUACCAGGAAAAACCUACAUGAUAAUAGCUUUUCUAACUGUGGGUACUAUGGGCUUAUCAAACACUUCCUUGGGCUACCUGAAUUACCCCACCCAAGUCAUCUUCAAGUGCUGCAAACUGAUUCCUGUUAUGCUAGGAGGAGUUUUUAUUCAAGGAAAGCGUUACAACCUUGCAGAUGUAUCUGCUGCAGUGUGCAUGAGCCUUGGCCUGAUCUGGUUUACCCUGGCUGACAGCACAAUUGCACCAAACUUUAAUCUGACAGGUGUGAUGCUUAUCUCCCUGGCACUAUGUGCAGAUGCUGUCAUCGGAAACGUCCAGGAGAAAGCCAUGAAGCUGCACAAUGCUUCCAACUCUGAGAUGGUUCUGUAUUCGUACUCGAUCGGUUUUGUGUACAUUCUGUUGGGAUUGUCCUGCACUAGUGGACUAGGCCCUGCAGUGGCAUUUUGUUCAAAGAACCCUGUUCGCACCUAUGGCUAUGCCUUCCUCUUUUCCCUCACUGGAUACUUUGGGAUCUCCUUCGUUCUGGCCCUGAUUAAAAUCUUUGGUGCUCUUCUUGCUGUAACAGUGACAACAGGAAGAAAAGCAAUGACCAUCGUCCUUUCGUUCAUAUUCUUUGCUAAGCCAUUCUCAUUUCAGUAUGUAUGGUCUGGCUUGUUAGUUGUUCUUGGCAUAUUUCUCAAUGUUUACAGCAAAAAUAUGGAUAAAAUAAGAUUACCAUCAGUGUACAAUCUGAUGAACAAAGCCAUGGAUGUGAAAAAGUCAAGGACGUUGGCACAGACUGUGUAGGCACUGAGGUAGCCUACUUAAAAUAGAAUCCUAAGGGAGCAAUCAUUAAUUAGUUGACUUUCCAAAGGAUUGGGAUAAAAACCAAAGGAUCUGAAGACUGCUGUUGUGUGAGCCAGCAGCGGUUUGUGACGUCAGCCUCUGCAGAACACAAGCUUGACCAGCUCCGAAACAGUCCAGAGCCGCACCCAGGACGUGUUUCAGUGAAGUCAGUAUGAAAGAAAGCGCUUGCUGGCAGUGUCCUGCGCAUUUCACUGGAAAUGGACCGUGUUGCAAGACUGAUUGGAAAUCCUUCCAGCGUGCAGCACGGCGCUGUGUAGUAGCGCACUGUUUCGUCUCCAUUCCGUUUUAGUGGUGUUAUUUAAAUUGCUUCUCUGUUAUAAGAGUGAACCGAUGAUUUAAAGUCUAGAGAAAAUAGAAUUCAUUUAUAAAUAAAAUUAUCCUGUGAUUUUUUUUAAUGCUGUUUUAAUAAAAUUUGUUAUUGAAGAAAAUGGA